Molecule: messenger RNA, 1761 nt
Organism: Patiria miniata (bat star)
Lineage: Eukaryota; Metazoa; Echinodermata; Asteroidea; Valvatida; Asterinidae
Gene: rack1
Product: guanine nucleotide-binding protein subunit beta-2-like 1
Exons: 7
Coding region: 112-1071 (319 amino acids)
Biological process (GO): positive regulation of protein phosphorylation; rescue of stalled cytosolic ribosome
Cellular component (GO): nucleus; cytosol
Molecular function (GO): translation regulator activity; ribosome binding; protein kinase C binding
Source: RefSeq, a predicted model, not a curated record
ACCCGACUAUCCUCGAUCUCUUUUCACGGCCCUUCGCUGCCGAACUGACCAUCUGCCGAUUUUGCGGCUUAAAAAUCCGUCGUCAUCUUCGACUAGACGGAACCAAGAAUCAUGACCAUGAACGAAAAAGUGAUAAUGAAGGGUACCCUGAAGGGUCACAGUGGAUGGGUGACCCAAAUCGCUACCACUCCGGCGUUUCCGGACAUUAUUUUGUCUUCAUCCAGAGACAAGUCCGUGAUCAUGUGGAAGCUGACUCGCGACGAGAACAACUACGGCGUGCCCACCAAACGUCUGAAGGGCCACAGUCACUUCGUCUCGGACAUCGUGAUGUCGUCCGACGGACAGUUCGCUCUCUCCUGCUCGUGGGACAAGACGCUUCGCCUGUGGGAUCUCGGAACGGGGAAAUCGACACGGACCUUCGUCGGUCACACCAAGGACGUACUGAGCGUGGCGUUCUCCCAGGACAACCGACAAAUCGUCUCCGGCUCCAGGGACAAGACCAUCAAGCUGUGGAACACCCUGGGAGUUUGCAAGUACACCAUUCAGGAUGACUCCCAUAAAGACUGGGUGUCCUGCGUUCGUUUCUCCCCCAACCAAGUCAAUCCGAUCAUCGUCUCUGCAAGCAGCGACAAGGUUGUCAAGGUGUGGAAUCUGACCAAUUGCCGACUGAAGACCAACCACUACGGACACACUGGCUUCCUGAACUGUGUCACGGUGUCUCCUGAUGGUUCUCUGUGUGCAUCUGGAGGAAGGGACGGCCAGGCCAUGCUGUGGGACUUGAACGAGGGCAAGCAUCUAUACACACUGGAUGGAGCGGACGAGAUCAACGCACUGUGCUUCAGCCCUAACCGCUACUGGCUAUGCGCUGCUACGGGACCCUCUAUCAAGAUCUGGGAUUUGGAAGAGAAGUGCAUCGUGGACGAACUGAAACUGGAGGUGAUCAACCCCAACUCCAAGUCCCCCCAACUGAGCUGUCUGUGCAUGGCCUGGUCGGCCGACGGCCAAACGCUCUUCGCCGGCUACACUGACAACAUCAUCCGCGUCUGGCAGGUCUACCAACUCAAGCAGUAGAGCGCCCCCUACAUGUUUGAAUCGUGACCGCAUCGCACCACCUGUGGCAUGACAAACUUUAUGUUUUCGCAGUCAAAGAUUAUGGAUCAGAUAAUUUGGAAUAAAAAGUGUUUUCUUUCAAAAUUACUCAUGUUUCACAGUUUACUAUACUCUAGGUGUCUGGUGACUAUUCUAUAAUAUGGUAUCUCUAUUGUACUUAAUCUGAUACUGAGUGCUACUCAUGUUCUGGGGCCAUACCUGCUGGAACAUGGAUACUUGUUUCCUGUCCAGUGCGAUACCGUGUACAGACUCAACUUAUCAAUGAUCCGGGGCCAGUAUAAUGAGGCAUCUGGACUAAGGCCUUGACCAUGGAUAUUCCUUAGGGAUGCAUGGAAUAUGGAAUUCUUAAAUAUUUCUUCACACAAAUAUUUUAAAAUGUGUACCAUUAUUUAGCUUAAAAUGUGAAAUUCAGUCCAUCACACUAUUAAAAAACCCAUAUCUUCUGUAAUCUUUGACUGUGAAUAUUGCAAAAUUACAACGCAAAUCAACUGGCCAGAAAAAAAAAUUAACAUCUUUCUAAACUUCAGGAUGUUUUAGAAUUCGUCUGACGGCUGUGUAAAAGCGAAUGCCAAACAUUGAAAGAUUGUAUAAAAAUGCAAAAAAAGUAUCUUGGAUUUUCCAAGAAUAAAAAAAAAUAUGAAACCUAGAAAA